AUGGUCAACGAGGCUGAUCCCGUCCAGUACAGGAAGAGGAAUCGAGAUUGUCAAAGCGAAAACAAUAGAACUCGUGAAAUGAAGCACAGUUUCUUGCACCACCAUCUCCAUCCCUUGUCUUCCCCUGUAGAAAGAACUAGUAAUAUAGACAAGUUCUACUCCUUGUCUGCGUAGGAUAAUUCUUGGACUUCCUCUUCAUCUUCUCACUCCUCACUAGGCGUGGGAUAACUCCUCCCUCCUUCAGGCGACGAGGCCAUGAGAGGAAACCCAGUUCAUCGCAUAUCCAUCUUCAUUCUCCUCAUAUUCCUCAAUUGGGCUGACCCUAGUUGACUCUCAGUGUUUAUUUAGAGAAUACAGCAGUGCCCUCGUGGAGACUAAUCUUAUACUGUGUCAAAAUACUCCUAUUUUUUUGGGACUGGUUCUCUCCUCUGCUUCCAUAAAUAGGAUGGACAUGAAGAUCAUGAAAUGAGAUAACAGUCGACAGACCUUCGUUUGAUGCUCGGCAUAGAAAUGGGUAAUUCCAGCUCUUCAGAUCAGAAGGUCCCUGAGUCGUGUGCUGGGUAGCUCUAGCCUCUUCAUACAUAUGACAGAUACGUUAUUUUUUUUAAUUAUAAAUACUUUUAGUGUUGACUGGUAAGAAAUCUAUUGGUUCAUGGAAAACAUUAAAAGGGCUUCUUUUUUUUCUAUAUGAUGAAAAGGGUACCAUUUCUAUGUAUAUGAAUCUGGAUGAAUUUACCGCAAAGCAUUUAGUCUCUGUUCGUCUAAGAUUUUAUUUUUUUUCCUUUUUGGUCACAUUGAAUAAUUACUGUUGAACUCUCUGCUUCAGAUUCAUUUUGUGCUGCUCAUCAGCCGGCAAGGUAAAGUCAGAUUGACGAAAUGGUACUCAACUUAUUCGCAGAAGGAGAGAUCCAAGGUAGGUGGUUGGGUCUUAAUCCUUGGUUUUUCUCGAACUGGUUCUUCUUUCCCUUGCUGAUGAAAUAUAUUGCUUGGUCAUUUCCUGAUUUUGCUAUUUUUUAGUGUGGAAAAUGUAGGCUGUUUAUCUGCAGUCGUCGCAGAUAUCAUAGUGAUAUUUAUCAUUUCUUAUAUGUUUUAAAACCUUAAUAUAUUCAUAUAUUGUUUUCUUCUCGAAGGUGAUCCGAGAGCUUAGUAGUCUCAUUCUCACAAGGGGCCCAAAGCUCUGCAAUUUUGUUGAAUGGAAGGGCUUUAAAGUAGUCUAUAAGAGGUAAUAUAAUGCUCCUAAUUUAUGAGAUAUAUAUAUAUAUAUACAUGGGCAUAUAAAGUUGAUCAUCUUGAUGAUAUAAUCUAGUGGGUCAAUGUUUUUUUUAAAGAAAAUGCCCAGUUUGACAAAAAAAUCUGAAUUUCAGAUACGCCAGCCUUUACUUCUGCAUGUGCGUUGACCCAGAUGACAAUGAGCUCGAAACCCUCGAGAUCAUUCACCACUUCGUCGAGAUUCUGGACCGUUACUUUGGAAGCGUGAGAGGCUCCCCAUCUCUUGAGUUCCAUGGAUCCCCAGCUCUCUAUGUAUCGUCCUAAUCUUGGCGUUGACUCCUGGAAAAUAAUAUUAAUCUCCCCAAUUUCAGGUUUGUGAGCUGGAUUUGAUCUUCAAUUUUCACAAGGUGAGUUCAAGUCAACCUGCCAUAUUAUAUCUUAUUUAUUUAUUUAUUUUCCUGCUCCCGUUGACCACCGAAUCUCAGGCCUACUUUAUACUGGAUGAGAUACUGAUCGCCGGAGAACUGCAAGAACCAAGCAAGAGAAUCGUUUCGCGGCUCAUCGCAGCCCAGGUCCGUAUUUUAUUUAAUUUGAUUUAUUUUAUUUUAUUUAUUUUAUUUUAUUUAUACGAGCCAAUUUUCCGCCUUGUCUCUGGGGGUUUGCUGGGUUGUUCCACGGGGAAUGAAUCCUCCACGAAAUCGGUCAUGGUGUGUCGGUGUUAACAUACCUCGCAUGAUCUUCUGGAUGUUGUUCUUAUCCUGCUCCAUCAGUUUGGAGCUGAAUCCCUCCUUCCCUGUGAGCCUGUAAUCGACGCCGGUGCUGUCUGUCUGUAUAAUCUUGCAGGAUAAGCUGGUGGAGACGGCGAAAGAGGAGGCGUCUUCUCUGAGCAACAUCAUCGCUCAGGCCACCAAGUAG
Molecule: messenger RNA, 2124 nt
Organism: Spirodela intermedia
Lineage: Eukaryota; Viridiplantae; Streptophyta; Magnoliopsida; Alismatales; Araceae
Source: the annotation of a GenBank genome assembly